Messenger RNA from Naumovozyma dairenensis CBS 421, 510 nucleotides. RefSeq names its product cytochrome c oxidase subunit IV (gene COX4). Bases 1 to 510 code for a protein of 169 amino acids. Lineage: Eukaryota; Fungi; Ascomycota; Saccharomycetes; Saccharomycetales; Saccharomycetaceae. The transcript has a single exon. Gene Ontology annotation, cellular component: mitochondrial envelope. Gene Ontology annotation, biological process: mitochondrial electron transport, cytochrome c to oxygen. The record is from RefSeq and is a predicted model, not a curated record.
AUGUUUGCAUUACGUCAAUCUAGUAGAAGAAUUAUAAGGCCCGCAACUAGAUCGUUAUCUUUAUCUAGGGUCAUAUUCCAACAAGCUCCCAAGACAACAACAACAACAAAGACAGAUUCUCAAAUAACAACGGGGAAGACCGCAAGUAGUUUAGCUGAAGUUAAUGGACCUGAAACUUUAAUUGGUGUUGGUGCCAAAGAAGGUACUGUUCCAAGUGAUGUUGAACAAGCUACAGGUUUAGAGAGAUUGGAAUUGUUAGGUAAAUUAGAAGGUAUAGAAUUUUUCGAUACGAAACCAUUGGAUGCUUCUAGAAAGGGUACUAUGAAAGAUCCAAUCAUCAUUAAUUCUUAUGAUGAUUAUAGAUAUGUUGGGUGUACUGGUUCACCAGCUGGAUCUCAUACUAUUAUGUGGUUGAAACCAACUGUUGAAAAAGUUGCUAGAUGCUGGGAAUGUGGUUCUGUUUAUAAACUAAACCCAGUUGGUGUCCCAGAUCCAGACCACUCUCAUUAG